Messenger RNA from Dermatophagoides farinae (American house dust mite), 2563 nucleotides. Lineage: Eukaryota; Metazoa; Arthropoda; Arachnida; Sarcoptiformes; Pyroglyphidae. The record is from RefSeq and is a predicted model, not a curated record.
GAAAAAGAAAGAAAGAAUUGAAAGCAGAGAAAACAACAAAAAUGACAUUUAUAAUGAAAAAGAAAAAGAAUAAAUUCCUGGUAACCAUUACAGUUGAACAAUUAAAUUCUGUACCAUUCAUGAAUUCUGUAUUGUUUGUAAAAUGUCGCCUAUUGGAUGGUGGUUCAUUUGUUGAUUAUACUGAUCGCCGUGAAGUAGAUGAUCAUUGUGUUAAAUGGAAUAAAACGUUUAAUUUUCAAGUGAAAAUGUCCGCCAAUGCUUCUACUGGUCUUUUGGAUACAUGUACAUUACGUUUAUCUAUACGUAAGGAAACAAAAGGAGGCAAAGCAUAUGUAAAAUUAGGCUAUGCUGAUCUCAAUUUGGCCAGUUUUCCUGGCCAUGGACCUACCGAUUGCCGUUGUUUAUUAGAAGGUUAUGAAUCCAGACAUCAACAUCGACAAGAUAAUUCAAUGUUACAUCUUAAUGUUGAUAUGAAAUUAUUAGCCGGUGAUCCAUGUUUUAAGACGCCAAGAUUUACUUGUCUCACACAGCAUUCAAAACAAGGUUCCAGUGAUAUAUUAGCAGCAACCGAUCUAUUACAGCCACCAAAACAAGAUGGUCAUUUUCUUUGUCCAUUAACAUUGUUAAAAUAUAAAACUAACAAUAAUUUUGUUUUUUCUAUAACAGAUUUUUUCGAUGAAAAUGAAACAGGUGUUUCAUCAGCUACCGCUACUGUUACUGUUAAUGAUUCGCCAACAAAUUCAGCCAAUCAUAUCAUUACCGGUCUAGUAUCGCCAGAUGAUUCAUUGAACACAAAUCCAUCAACGAUAAUACAACCACAAUCACAUCAUCAUCUUCAUCAUCAUACAUCACAAACAUUAAGCUAUCAUCAUUCCAAUCGAAAUACGCCCACAUUGGAACAUAAAAAAUGUCAAACAUUAGCAUAUGCCAAUAAUAAUCAUAUAACUAACCUAAAUAGUGAGAAUGGUGUUGUUGUUAGUGGUGGUGGUUGUCAAAAUGGUGAUCGUAAUAGUCAUAUUUUCACUAGCCAUGAUCUUACAUCAUCAAUUACAUCAAAUAAUACAACUAAUUCUUGUUCAGCUUCCAGUUCCAACAACAACAACAAUAACAACAACAAUAGUUUUGAUCCAUUUGAACCACAACAUUCACGUUCGAAUUCAAGUCAAACAAGUUCAUCACGUAUAUCGGCAACUACUGGUUUUAAUUCAUUACCCACGCAUUCACGGCAAGGUUCAGCCGAUUCUGAACAGAAUACGAAUACAAACAGGUAUACGAAUGAAAUAAAAUUCAAUAGUGUCGAUCGUGUAGUCAAUAAUAAACGUAGUCAUCAUCAUCAUUAUGAACGUAUGAAACCAACCGCAAUGAUGAAUGGAUUAGGAAUGACGUUGGAUUCAACAUCAAUUUCAACAACUGAAUCUUCUAGUUAUCGAUCUGGACCGAAAAAAGCAAUAGAUUCUACACGAGUACCGGCCGAUCAAUUUGUUACAGAAUUAUUGAAAAAUAAUAUUGAUGAAACAAUAUUAAUGAAUAAUGAACCAAUGGAAAUGUUUCCCGAUGAUGGUAAUGGUGGUGGCCUAGAUAUUCAAGUUGGACCAGACGGUUCAGCAACCAUUAUUAGUAAAACAACAAGAAAUAGGUCUACUAACAAUAAUGAUAAUCACCACCAUCAUCAUCAUCAUCAUCAUAAUCGUGAUAAAUCAAAAUUAUUAUCAUCAUCAAAUGGUCGAACAAAAAAUACAAAUGGCAAUGCAAGUAAUAGUAAUAGCAGCAGUAAUAGUAGUAAUAAUAGUAGCCCUAAGCAUCUUUUGGCUGCAACAUCGGUAGCGCCUGGUACAAUGGCUCAAACAUAAUCAUCUCGUUGAUUUGUGGUGGAUCCAUGGCUGCUUAUCAUUGUAAAACACACACACACAAACACUCACAUCUUCACUUGUUCUUCAUCAUCAACAUCAUCAUCAUCGUUAUCAUUAUCGAUCUCAACUAUCUAUUGGACCUCUAUCGAUUAAAACAACAACAGAAAAGUAAUAAAAAAUUUAAUUUAAUUACCAACAAUUGGUAUGAUAGUCACACACCGCCGCCUACUACUACAAUGACAAGAUUUUACCAUACACAAAAAUUUGUUUUAUCUCUUGGCCCUCAAAUCCAUCUUUUUAUCAUCUUUAUGCUUAUAAUAAUUAUCAUCCAAAUCAUUUUUUUUUUGGACUGCUCAUCUCUAAUGAUUCGAUUGUUGAAUUAAUAGAAUCAUUGAUCAUGAAUACUCUAUAUAUUUUCUUAAAUAUGACAGUGAAACAAAACAAAACAAAAAAUGUUUAUGGAAAUAAUAAUUUAAAUGGAUAUCUAUAAAAUCUGUAUCUUUUUUAAAAAAGAAAGAAAAGUCAUGUUGUAUGUUUUAUGUUUUUUCUCCUUGAUAUGUAUGUAUUCUUUCAUCUCUAUUCUGUUCUUAUUGUUUUUUUUUCUCAUGGUGAAAUCAUAAAUGAUGUUCACUGUAUUCUCGCUCAUACACUGGUCUGAUUUCUGAUUGAUUGAUGAUAUUAUUAUUGUAAAAUAAAAAUUCUUGACAAUUUCA